Papilio polytes (common Mormon) is the source of this 1226-nucleotide messenger RNA. RefSeq names its product ras-related protein Rab-21 (gene Rab21). The coding region runs from base 179 to 814 and encodes 211 amino acids. NCBI's taxonomy places the organism in Eukaryota, Metazoa, Arthropoda, Insecta, Lepidoptera, Papilionidae. The record is from RefSeq and is a predicted model, not a curated record. Gene Ontology annotation, biological process: Rab protein signal transduction. The transcript has 4 exons. Gene Ontology annotation, molecular function: GTPase activity; GTP binding.
CUAUGGCACCGACCUUCUUUUCAUCUCUUCAUCGAUUGUCAACAUCAUUUUGCCUAUUGGAUUUAUCUGGAUUGGAUUUUAAAUAAAUGUGAGAGCUUAGGUUUCCGCAAAUAAAAGAAAUUAAUUUUCAACUGUAGUAGUUCAUUAAAUCAAGACACGGAUAGGAUCAUUUGCAACAAUGUCUACCGCCCGUAAUGGAACUCAUAAUUUUAAAGUGGUGUUGCUGGGAGAAGGAAGUGUGGGAAAGACUUCGCUGUUGUUGCGAUACGUCGAAGACAAAUUUAAUGAAAGGCAUACUAGUACGCUACAGGCAACAUUUCUUAACAAGAAAAUAAACUUGAAUGACAAGAGAAUCAAUCUAGCAAUUUGGGAUACCGCAGGCCAAGAGAAGUUCCAUGCUCUGGGUCCAAUCUACUAUAGGAAUUCCAACGGAGCCAUAUUGGUGUAUGACAUCACUGAGGCAGAUUCUUUUGUGAAGGUGAAGAACUGGGUGAAGGAACUGAGGAGGAUGCUAGGAUCUGAUAUUGUUUUAGUAAUAGCUGGGAAUAAAAUUGACCUGGAGCAUGAGCAAGCAGUGCCUACAGAGGAAGCUGAAAGCUUUUCAAAAUCAGUCGGCGCUCAACACUACUACACAUCUGCAAAGGUUAACUUUGGAAUAGAGGAAUUAUUCAUUGUGCUGGCGCAACUAAUGAUCCAGAAGUUUGAGCAAGACUCUCAAAAUAACCAGGAGGCAUCUCGGGCAUCCCAAGUCCUGAUUGUGGAUGAUGAGGAACCAGUUCACAGGUCAUGCUGCUUCAACUCAAGCCGCAUCUAAACUUAUAGAAACGCAAAUAUAUUUAGAUUAUUGUAAAAUAUGUCAAAGUUGUAUUACACUUUUGAAAGUCAUUUUUAGCAUAUUAAUAGUUAUUUUAUAUGUAUAUUGUUAUUUUUAAGAUUUAUUGUUAGAAAAGUAAUAUCCCUGCUUUUCAAUAUUUUAAUGAGAUUAUAAUUAAUGUUUUCUGCAAUUUCACUUUUAUCUCAAUAGGGAAAUAAAAUUGUUAAUCAAUGUGAAGCAGAGGUUAUAAUUUUUAUGGUUUUGAAAUCUAUGAUCUAAACAAAUUAAUGUUUAAUCAUCUUCAUAAGUCUAUGUCACAUACAUAUGUCUAUGGGCAUCUAUUUAGUAUGCUUAUUGAAUUAAACAUAAUUAUGUAAUGUGCUUAUUAUAAUACCAUUGUCAUGGUCAAAUG